CGGCGGCGGCGAUGGGCGCACUGGAAGAUGCCUGUGAAGUAGUUUCGGAGUAAAAUGAUGGUGUCCAGCCAUUCGGUUUGCUCUUUGCUUGUAGAUCACUUGUUGUGAACUGGUGGUGUGGAAGAAGCUGAAUGAAUGGAACAGUCGGGGCAGAAGGGAAGUUUGCGUUUCAUGCUCUCCGCUGGCCACAGGACACAAACAACACAGUGCCUCUGAAGAGACCUGGAGUCAUCGAAGCUGUGUGUUCUAAGGGACUCUGAGCAUCUCUGAAGAGCGCGAUGAUGGAUAACCGGUUUGCUACAGCGCUGGUGAUCGCCUGUGUGCUCAGCCUCAUCUCCACCAUCUACAUGGCAGCCUCCAUUGGCACCGACUUCUGGUACGAGUACCACACCCUGUCCCCAGCGGAGAAUGUUAGUGAAGCUGGGAGAAGCAUCUGGGAGGAGUUUGUCAGCAAAGAUGCAGAUGAGAAGACGUACACAGAUGCGCUCUUUCGGUGCAACGGCACGGUUGGAUUGUGGCGGAGGUGCAUCACUGUACCCAAAAACUCUCACUGGUACAGCCCACCAGAAACUGAUAUGACUACAAACUGCAUCAGUUUUUCCCUCUCUGAUCAGUUUGUCGAGAAGUACGUAGAGCCUGGAAAUCACAACAGCGGCACGGAUUUGAAUCGGACUUAUCUCUGGCGAUUGCAGUUUCUCCUGCCCUUUGUCAGCAUCGGCCUCAUGUGCUUUGGGGCUCUGAUUGGGCUCUGUGCUUGUGCCUGUCGAAGCCUUUACCCGGCUAUUGCCACUGGAGUCCUGCAUUUCCUAGCAGGGCUGUGUACGCUGGGCCUCGUUGGCUGCUAUGUAGCUGGGAUUGAGCUGCUGCAUAGGAAGCUACCUCUGCCGGAGGAUGUGAAGGGUGAAUUCGGCUGGUCCUUCUGCCUCGCCUGUGUGUCAGCACCUUUGCAGUUCAUGGCAGCUGCUCUUUUCAUCUGGGCAGCUCGCACCAACAGGAAGGAAUUCACUCUCCUGAAAGCCUACCGUGUGGCAUAAGUGCUGCUACUGCAGUCUGGGCUUUCCAUGUUAGAGCCUCUUCUCCCCCAACCCUUACUACAUUUUUCUUUUAAUCAGAAUUUUAUCAUGUACUGCAUGCUUCUUGCCAGUCAAGACAAUUUAGCCUGAAGGCCCUGAAGACAAAGACCUCUGGGCUAAAUGACCAAAGCCUGCCAGAAGUCUGCAGAAUGUGAACAGGUUUUUUAAUUGGUUUUUUAAGAAUUGUUAUUAUUUUUUAAGCUACAUUUGGUUGUUGACAGUUCCCCUUAUGUGCCCCUUUGUGAUUUUAUUGCCCUGUCAGCCUGGAGGAAUUAGAAGUGGUGUGGUGGGGUGGAAGAGAGACAAGAAAAAGGUGCAGGUAUGCAAGAAUGGGAACCUCAGUGCACAAAUUAUACAUAAUCAAGAGCUGUCUGCUGUGUGACUGAAGCAGGCAGUACCUACAAGGAGCACCCAAGAGACAUGAGGGAAUUCAGAAACCUCUGUUAUGGAAAUACUGUAGCUAAAUCAGUCUGUAGCUCAGAUACGGGUCUCCUAUCACUAGUUUGCUGCAUUUUGUUGCAUCUGCCAGAACUGCUGGAGGCAGAGCAGGCAGCUGUGGUAGUGCCUGUACAGCACAGCCUCCCGAAGGCACGCUUUGCACUUGCUUCUGCCAAGGAGUGGGAUAAGAUGGUCCUCAUGAAGCUCUGUCCUGCUGUAGCUGCACUGCUUCCAGGACCCAGGCUGGUUUGGUAUCUGCACUAUGUGUGAGUGUGCACUCUAAUCUUAAUUUGUGGUGCUUUUGCUUGAUGUGGAAUAAGGCUUUCUUCUUCCUUGUUGAAAAUGACCUUCUCACAAGUUUUUUUUGUUUUAAUUUGGUUUAGUGUAUGUGUAUAUGCACAUAUAUAAACUUAACUUUUUUUAAACCUUACCUGUUUAUCCUAUAUAGCACACAACAGGGUUUUUUAAAAAGGUGCUGCUCUUUUCCCAUCUUGUUUAAAUUAAAUAAUAAUAGUAAUAAUAAACACUGAAAUUUUCAGCAUUGCAUUAAUCUGAUGGGAGGGUGAGGGAAUGGUCUAGAGUGGAUUUUACUUGGGGGAAGAAGAAACAGUGUCUAGAUCACUCUGUUUUCAUGGAAAUGUCACCAGAAACAAUGACAUUAGAUCAGAUUUUUAAAAUUAAAUACUUGAGCACCUGCUAACUUUAAAUUUUCUCCUGCUCAUCGAUGGUGGUCACAACAUUCCAUGAUUUCUAAUUAGCUCAAAAAUGUUACAUUUAUUCUAAAUUACUGCAACACUGGCCAGACUGGGUGACAUGUCAUGUCUAGAAAGCGAUGUUCCAAGACUGAACUGUUUCAUUCUGAGGCCUUAACUCACCUUGUUUCCUUAUUCCAGGCUUAAUAAAAGAAGAAUGGCUUAGGAGAAAUAAUUCCUGACAAAAAGAGUGAUGGCAAGGAUUCUGUGGGAUUUUGGUUGAUGAGAAUGACACAGGAAGAGGCAUUUUUAACUCGUGGCUGUUUUUCUGUUGUGCCUUUGUGGGGGUUUUUUCCCUAGUAGUUAUUUCUACGCAAGCUGUAUUUGCUGGGUCAGCAAACAACCCUAAUCAUGAUUUCCCUGAAGAUCAGGUAUAACUGCUUGUGUAAUUUAUUUUAUUUUUUUUCUCAGAUGUGUGAUAAGUUUCUUUUAUUAUCAUCAUUGGAGCCUUUACAAAGUAAAAACAAAGAUGAUGAUGAAAACCAGAAUCACUGAAAAAGCAAUGGCAAGCCAUUCAAGAUAAUCAUCCUUCUCCUGUUGAGUAAUUUUUUAUUUUUCUUCCUUAAAACAGUCUCUUCCCUUCCCUACAAUGUCUGGACCACUUAUAACCUCAUGAGAGGGGGUGUGGUGUUUUUGUGCAGUAUCUGUGAGUAAAUGAAAAUCUGUGCUGCCUGAUCUGUGCUGAUAGGUUGCUUUUUCAGAGUAAUUAUCUUGACUUAGGGUAGAUAAGGCAUAACUGCUUAGCUUAUGUUCCUUAUUUGCUAGAAUUACUAGGGCAAGCCUCAACUUGGGUCAAAAGGACUGAAGUUGUUAUUCUGCAGUUUGAGAGGAAACACUGCUGCUGAUUUUAUCUAGUUUAUGGGGGUUUUUUUUCUUUUUUUUCAGGAGCUGGCACAAUAAUUGUAUUGUGUGGUUUUAAUCUGAGCAGUGAAAAUCCUGUGCCCUCACUCUUUCCUCUUGUAUGGGACAGUUAUUUUUCUGAAGUGCAAAUCUCAGUUUUCAAACGUUGUCUUUUUUUGCUUCCAAAAGAAUUGUUAUAGGGAGAAAAGAGGAUGUUAGAGGUGCUAUCAGUUCUUUCUUCAUAAUUUUAAAUGCCAGCAAAACUAAGAUUGCCUGCUUGUGUCUGUGCCUGAGACAAAUGUUUCUGGUUUUCUCUGCCCAGAAAUGAAGAAAAGAAGCUUUAAUUCAUCCUUGAUUUGGACCAUUUUAACUAAAAUGAGGGUUACCUUUCAGAUUUGCUGGGGGUUAUUUUCUGUUUUACCCUUGUGUAAAGAUUUCUUCAUCAGAGUGGACCUUGGUGAGAGACAAAUGUCGCCCAGAAAGAGGGCUGGCCCUCUCUGUUGGAGGUGGUGGAUCUGUGUAUCGCUAUCUUGCUUUCUAACUGUGUUUUGCUCAAGGUGAGCAAAAGGGAGGAAGAAGAGUUCUUGGACUGCUGGCUCGGGUUCAAUAAAUGGCAUUGGAGGACAGAACAACAGAGGAAAUACUGAGGAUGGAGUAAAUCUGUAAAAGAGGUGAUUAAACACACUAACUAACAAAUAAUGAGAGACGCAGAGCAUGUGACAUGGGCUCUUCACACUGACAGAGCCUCAUGCUUUGUUCAGAGACUGCAUUCAAGAGGAACUUGAGGCAUGUGUGUAUGUGGUCACAUACUUGUGUGCAAAUGCAGACACCCUUGCUCCAAAAAGCAAGAAUUGCUUCAACUCAGGAGGAUAAAAGGCUGUAUUUGUAUUCCUCAGUCUUUUGUGGUCUGACCAUGGAAUAUGUUUGCUGAUACUAGUUCAGUGCUGAAGGUAGGGAUGGGGCAGAUACAGUCAGCUGAAAAUAGGUGAAAAAAGGGGCUAUUGUUUGUCUUCAUGCCCAGGGAAAAUGGCUCACACCUCUAACUCACACUGUUGUAGGGGCUGGUGAAAGUGAAUAGGAUGGAUAUCGAAGGAAAAGGGGAAACAAGAGGAGGAAUCUGGAAUGAGCGUAAGAACUGAGGGCUCUUGGCACUACAUGGGAGCAAGCUCCCAGGACUCCAGCAUGAACUCUCCAUGUGGUAUUGCAUAGCCAGGAUAGCAAAGGCCAGCUGCUACUCCUGCACCACUUACAACUCUGUCACAGUGGUGACUUAAGGGGGUGAAUAGUCCCUUGUGCUUAUGAGAAACUCUUAAAGGUUCUGUCCCCCAAAUCUGAGCUCAGCAAGCUGCAUUUCAAACAUGCCACUGUAUGACGUUGUUUCUUUCUCACAGGCUUGGAUUUGUUCUUCUGUCGAGUCUCUGAAACCUCUGGGAAAGCAAGACUAGCAGAAAGUUUCACGGAUCAAUAAAGUUUUUAGUCUAGGUAGCAACCUCUUUUUUUUUUUUCUUAAAAUGGAUGUUUUUCCCAUGCUCUCCCCAUGCUCCAGCAGUUCUGAGAAUGGACUGAUCAAUGAAGGUGCAAAGAGGGGAUUUAUUACUGUGUCUGUAAGGACAGCUCCUGCUGGUAUUAGAGAUGGCCGAAAUUAGAAUAGUCAAUCCCAUUUCCUUACUUUAAUAAAAAAGUAAGGAAAUAAAAUGCAGUAUAGAGCAGACACAAAAUACUGGUUUGUUGUGUAAAGACUAUGCACUGAAUAGGGGCCUGUUUUGCUGGCAGCAUUGUCUUCUUCGUAACCAUUGCUUUUGCCCUCUAAAUGGUAUAUGGAUUUCAUGGACCACACACAAAAGUAAUGAUAUAUUUUGGGUGCAAGUGGCAGGAGAGUCCAGGAUGACCCAAGAGGCCCUUCUAAAUCUUGUCAUGCCAGAAACUGUCUUGAUCUGUUUUUCCUUGUGGAUCAUGCUGGCCUAAUGAUCCUUUCCUCAAAGAGGUCUGUUUGAGUCUUUUUGCUAUGGUGAUAAUGAAUGCAUCCUCUCUCCUCAUCUAAAAUGCUCUGAAGUAUUUUUUUGAGAAAGGUGUUUGGAUUUUGGUUAGGUUGUUUUGUUUUGUUCCAAUUUUUGCCAUGCAGGACUGGCGCCAAGUUAUGUACUAGCCUGCAGUCAGUCUCUUGUAGUGUUGUUCUGUGAUUCAAGGGAAUGACUUCUGAAAAGCUCUUUCCCACUUUCUAGCAUUGUUUGUACUCAGCCAGCACCUGUUAUUCAAAGGAAAAUUCUGAAAUGUCAGCAGCUUAUCAUUGCAUCUCAGACUGACUAUCCACCUCUAUUUGUGUGUAUUUCUUGCUUGAGGGGAUUGUGUGUCUCCACUGAGAGGAUAACAUCUUGAAGCUGUGCUUUUUUUCUCAUUUCCUCAGGAACAGCUAGAGUUUGUGCUGUAGAACUUUAUAAACUGGUUUUGAAUAGGAAAGGACCUAAAGUUUGCAUGCUUCUCUCAACUUUCCUAUUGCUGUAGAAUAUCGCCCUGUGUUUUUAAACUAUGGCUUUACAGAGUGCCAGAUGAACCCUUUGUUCAGGUGAUAGUUCAGAUGUAUAGCAGUGGAAGAGUGGAUCCUCCAUAACUGGAAGAUUGCAUAGGUAUCUUGGAUAAUGGCAAUAACAGCCAUAUGCAAAAUUGUCUGCAAGCACUUGUCUGCCUUCUGAUACAUGCCAAGCCUUUGUACAAACCACUGAGCACUGAAAAAAAACCUGAAAGUAAUCACAUAUUCCACUCCUUUGUCUCCUCCUUCCUUCUAAAUUUACCCCUUUUAAAAAUAGCCACAGGGACAGUGUGUUAUUUAUUCCUCAGGUUAGAGCCAUGAGUGUCAGAUGUCUCUGCUCCGUGGUUUCUGUGUACAGACAAGGGUAAAGAAAAUGGCUGAGUUUUGUAGGGGAUCCAAGCAUCUCUUUUGCAUUAGGUUUCCUGAGGUGAAGAUUGGAAAUCUUGAAGAAAACUAGAAUGUUUUGUUUAACGGGAAUUGUUAUUUAAUCAGAAUCCUCUUUCAAAAAAGUUAGGGAUUUUUUUUAACAAUUUUUCCCCACCUUUCUCACAUCUUUCAUGUGCCUCUUUUAAAGUCUCUCUUACAUUUAAGUGUUCUAGAAUAUUAUAUUUUUCUACAUCUUCCUGUCCCUGAAAGCUCAGCUGUGGGGAGUUGUAUUGGCUGUGUUAGUAUUGACUGUCCUUGGCUCCAUGUCAAGCGAGUGUGAUGAGAGCCUGUCCCAGCAGUGUCCAACCACCAUGUGCCAUCAGUAUUUGUACUCUUGGACUGAGCUACAGAGUCAGCACUGCAGUGAAUUUUGGGCUUUUUUCAUCCUCUGAGGCCAAGUACAGCUUGCACCUUUAGGUGAUUUAAUUUUUUGGGAAAUUGCUCUGCAGAGCUACUGGUGACACUGUUGGCUAAGUGACCGUGACAAUCAAUACUUUUUUACAUUAAAUGGGUUCCAUGUGACUUCCCUGAGAACCUUUCUUAUUUUCAGAGGAUUGGCCUGUGACAAACAUAUAAGAGCACCAAAGGUGGCCACCUGAAGUGUUUUCCUUUGUGUUGACUUCAUCGUUGAUUGAAUCUACCAGUUGAUCACCAAGUUGCUGGGUUUUGGAGCACUGGCUGGGUGGCAGCUGGAGUAUGCUGGACUGGCAGUGCAGAGUGAGUGCUAAUAUUCUGUGGUGCCUCAGCUCUGCCAGAGCCUUCCUGCAUGCUGGUGAUUUAGAUAGCAGAUGCUGGAGAACUAGUUUCACAGCCUUUUCCAAAUCCUUCCUGGGUCUCAGCCCCAGUGACUUUACUCAAGUCAUUUCUCCAGCCCUCAUGAAAUUGCUUUGAUUAAGAAAGAGGUGGAGUUCUUGCCCACAAAUCACAUCUGCUUCCUGAAUGCCUUCUGGGGUUUUAGCAGUGGUUUCUUUUGCAGAUUCCUUUUAUCUUGUGCUGAAGUGACCCAUUCAACCAGCUAACCUUGAUUUCCAUUUUGAUGUUUACUUCCACACAAAACAACAGCAGAAGUGGUGGAGAGUCAUGGUGUCUGCUCAGUGCUGGGACUACUCAGGUUCACUAAAGGUCUUGGAAUUCUGAGAAGUGGUUACCCAUCCACAGAUAAUGACAGUAACACAAUGCUGCUGGCAGAGGCACCCUAGUGUCCCAGUGCAAACCUGGGAGGUGAGGCAGGAGAAGCUGCUGAACUGGCUCAGGCUGCAGUGGGAAAUGAGCAGUCCUGGAAAGUGUGUCCCAGCUUGUGGAGCAGCUUCACCAUUCUGCUUGAGCCACCACAGACCUCCCCAGGAAUAGCACUGGGACAGCUGUAUGAGUGGGGUGAGGGAUGGACAGCAUGGACCAUGCUCUGGGAUUUCCCCUGUGCACUUACUGGGGGUUGAAGGGGAGACGAGCAGCCAGGGCUGUCCUCUGCUGGGAGCACAAGGAAGUGUGCACCAUUGUGUGGAGACGAAGCCAAACCUGUUUUGCAGCAGAUAAGUGUGCUUUACCUUCAGCCGCCUUAGUGAGCUGACAGGAGUGGCAUCAUUCAGGUGGCAAACUUGUUACUCCCCUUCUGUGUCUCCUUGCUUCCUUCUCCCAGCUCCUGAGUGUCCACUCACUGAUUCUCCCCUCCCUUGUUCUUUCACCAUAAUAAAUUAACUAACUACUCACUUCAGAGGCACUUUGGGCCAUCCUUGGAGGACCUUAAAUCUGUCCAAAUCCCCAUUCCACACCCAACUGGAAGUGGAUGCAUCUGGAAGCCUAAAACCAGCUAAUUGGAAAUGUGAGGCAGUGGGACAUGUUAGGGCAGGCAACUACAGGCACUGGCACUCAAUUUAAUAUGACCUGGAUGCUGUUAGCUCUACUCUGCCAGGUGCUCAGUUUAUAGUUUAAACUCUGCAUUUAGUGUUUACAUAAUGAGAAAUAAGAGCUUAAUUUGCAGUAGAAGAUUUUCGCUGUAUAGUCUAUGCUCUCUGCUUCUGUUAUGCUCCCUGCCCUGGGUCAUCUUCACCCCAGGAGAUGCCAGCAGGCAGUUGAUAGCAUCUUGAUCCAUGGACAUUGUUGGUGUUCAACAGACUGUCAGAGAAACAGAGAUCAACUGAUGGAGCACUAGAGAAAAUUGCCAUAGUGGUGUCAUACACAAUGCAAAGAUUCUGGUCUACAGAUAAAGACAGUAGGGAGUUUUUUCCCCCAUUUUUCAGUGACUGUAUCAUAUGUUUAGUUUGGGUUUUUCCUCUAUUGCAGGUAAUUUUUAGAUUCCCUGGUAGAAUGUCUAGAAAUUAUAGGAGUCACCUUUGUCUUCUCAUUGGAAAGAAAUAUUUUCAACAAAGAUGUCACAGGAUUUCAAACUCUCCAACUUAAUGAAAAAUUAUGAGGGUAAGCUGAAGCAGUAAGAAGUGGACUAAGAAAGUCACUGAAAAUGAAGAUCCAGAAAGGUUGAAUUUCAGACAAAGAUGGUGUUUUCUGUAGGUUCCCUAUUCUGGGGCAUAGUAAAUUGGGAUAUGUGUAAAAGAUGCAGGAAAUAAUUGUUCUUCACUUGACAACGUUCAGCAUUAACUGUUAUUGUGUCUUGAAGCUGUAAAUAGCUGAAGGUAUCCUAAAAGAAGUGAACAGCACCUCUAGAGCUUUUAUAAACCAUAACCUACAAGCUGGGGAAGGAAGGACUUUUUGGGUGGGACAAGUGACAUUUUUUACAAAGGAAAUUAAUACAGACAAUUGCUAGUAGUUGUCCACAUCCACCGGUGAGAGGACAGGAGGCAACCAGUCUAUAGUAGAGGAGCACUAAGCUGAUGGACAGAAAAAAAAAAAAUCUCAGUCCUGACGUGCUUGGUUCUGGGUGGAUGAUUCUUUGUUCUUUCAGCCCUACAUUGUUCUCAUCCAAGCCAUCUUCAAGAAACUGCAUCAUCUACCCAAGAGCUCAUCUACUGAGUGUUAGAGAGAAAGGCACUAUUUCUGUGUGACUUUCUUUAUUCUGUCACAGAAUUAUUUGUGAAAUACAAAUCCCAAAACCACUAAUUGAA
Catharus ustulatus (Swainson's thrush) is the source of this 9112-nucleotide messenger RNA. RefSeq names its product claudin domain containing 1 (gene CLDND1). The transcript is spliced from 6 exons. NCBI's taxonomy places the organism in Eukaryota, Metazoa, Chordata, Aves, Passeriformes, Turdidae. Bases 279 to 1034 code for a protein of 251 amino acids. The record is from RefSeq and is a predicted model, not a curated record. Gene Ontology annotation, cellular component: membrane.